AUGGCUCCCGGAAACGAGAUAAACAUCACAAAUAAGCUGAAAAGGCAGGAAAUCUUCGCUGAUAUCAAGCAUGAUAAGAACAAAGAACGUCAUACAAUGAGAAGAAAGAGGGCUAAGGAGGAGAGAGACAAUCCGGAGCUGCGGGAGCAAAGGUUGAAAGAGAAUGUAACACAGACUAUAGAAAAUACCAGGGUCUACGAUGAAACCAUUAACAAGGAAGUGGAGGGAGAUGAAGACGACCUAAUGAAAUACUUCAACGGUAAUUCCAACGAACCGCCAAAGAUCUUCUUGACCACGAAUGUAAACGCAAAGAAAAGUGCUUAUGAGUUUGCUAACAUCAUGAUUGAGGUGUUGCCAAAUGUUACGUUUGUGAAGAGAAAAUUUGGCUAUAAACUAAAGGAAAUAUCUGAUAUUUGCAUAAAGAGAAACUUCACGGACAUUGUCAUAAUCAAUGAAGAUAAGAAAAAGGUAACCGGUCUAACAUUUAUACAUUUGCCAGAGGGGCCAACGUUCUAUUUCAAGCUCUCAUCCUUCGUGGAGGUGAAGAAAAUUGUUGGGCACGGCAGACCGACCAGUCAUAUUCCAGAACUGAUUCUGAAUAAUUUUCAGACAAGACUGGGUCAAACAGUGGGAAGACUGUUCCAGUCUAUUUUGCCUCAGAACCCUGAUAUUGAAGGUAGACAAGUGAUCACUUUACAUAACCAAAGAGAUUACAUUUUUUUCAGAAGGCACCGCUAUGUUUUCAAAGAUAAUGAAAGAGUAGGUUUGCAAGAAUUGGGCCCACAGUUCACUCUCAAACUGAAAAGGUUGCAGAGAGGUAUCAAGGAAGAGACCGAAUGGGAACAUAAGCCUGAGAUGGAUAAAGAAAAGAAGAAGUUUUAUUUAUAG
Saccharomyces kudriavzevii IFO 1802 is the source of this 888-nucleotide messenger RNA. It is a transcript of the gene RPF1, whose product is annotated as rRNA-binding ribosome biosynthesis protein RPF1. Gene Ontology annotation, biological process: maturation of 5.8S rRNA; maturation of LSU-rRNA. Lineage: Eukaryota; Fungi; Ascomycota; Saccharomycetes; Saccharomycetales; Saccharomycetaceae. Gene Ontology annotation, cellular component: nucleolus; preribosome, large subunit precursor. Gene Ontology annotation, molecular function: rRNA primary transcript binding. The record is from RefSeq and is a predicted model, not a curated record. The transcript has a single exon. Bases 1 to 888 code for a protein of 295 amino acids.